AGCUCGGUCUGAUGCACAGAGGAAGGCAGCCGAGACAGGAUGAGACUCUGAGGACGACCACCGCUCUCAAGGCAGGAUGGAGAUGUGGCUCAAAGGCGCAAUUCUUGCAUUGCUAACAGUGUUAGGAGCAACCCUGGUACUGACAAGAGGGGACCGACUAAAUUUGGAGGAAACAAAUGAUACGGGACGAAGAGAAAGAACAGUUUCUCCAGGCUCCUCUCUGAAAUUGCACUGCUGUUUGAAUCACGAAGAAGCUGAAAGAUGUCAGGUCUCUUGGCAUUUUGAGCCCUCUGGAAAAAAUUUAACUGAAAGGGCUAAAAAAACCCCCCUCUGUAAUCGAACUAUAUUAAAAAACUGCAAUGAUAUGUGUGACAACAUGUCAUGCAUCUUAUCAAAUAUUAGUGAAUCAGACAUUGGAUGGUACUAUUGUGAAGUCAAAAUAGAGAUUCCCAGACUAAAACAGCUUCAGAGCAACAAAACUAAAGUCAUAGUGGAGAACUUUACGGAAAAAACAACGGUUCAGUCACAAACGACGAAAAGCCAAGUGACCAGAGAAAAGGAAGACCGUGACCAGAGCGAGAAUUUGUGGAUGUGGAUCGUCGUGGGGGCGUCAUCUUUCGUCCUUGUCGUGACCGCCCUGCUGGUCACCUGUGUUGUGCAGAAAAAGAGGUGCAGCAGAAGCAUAGAGGAGCCCGUCUACGCAAACACCCGUCUGGGUAAGCCGUCACCCCGGCUGAUGCCUGCGGACAACCCGAAGUCAGCUUCCUCCUCUCAGGACUUGCGGACGCCGAUCUCUCCCCGGAGGUACGAGGGCAGAAACCAGAGAUACAAACACUGAGGAGCCCGCGGACCUCAGACCGACAGACUGACAUUAAUCAGCUGAAUGCGAACUCAUGAUACAUUUCUGUUUCAUAAUUUUAUUAUAAAUUAAGCCUUCUGUAAGUAAUGGAGAAGUGACUUUUAUUGGCCACUAGAUGACGCACUUUGAUGCUUUUAUGAACUUCUAAACUUUUUUUAUUAUUAUUUUCUUUUACAUCUCAGCAUCUGUGUGCAUGAUCAAAUUGUAAAUAUUUUUGCAUGUUAAGUGAACAAAAAUAAUGAGUUAUAUACAGAUCUAAUUAUUUUUAUUUUUAUUUUUUUACUGUGACUUUUUAUAUUGAAGUUAUUAAAGCUGAUAUUUUUCUGCUCGUCA
This is a messenger RNA of Gambusia affinis (western mosquitofish), 1192 nucleotides long. RefSeq lists its product as uncharacterized. NCBI's taxonomy places the organism in Eukaryota, Metazoa, Chordata, Actinopteri, Cyprinodontiformes, Poeciliidae. The coding region runs from base 77 to 838 and encodes 253 amino acids. The transcript has 5 exons. The record is from RefSeq and is a predicted model, not a curated record.